Coregonus sp. 'balchen' is the source of this 450-nucleotide messenger RNA. NCBI's taxonomy places the organism in Eukaryota, Metazoa, Chordata, Actinopteri, Salmoniformes, Salmonidae. The record is from the annotation of a GenBank genome assembly.
AUGAGCUCCGACGGGGAUGGUAAGAGAAGAGCCUAAGGCUUGCUUCACAUACUUCUGGGAAAUGUGCAAUGUCAGCAGCGUUUGGUUCCUGUGGACAUGUUUGUAAUAUAAAUUAAUUGUGUGUGUGUGUUGUAGGUGACAUGGAGAAUCAGGCUGAGCUGGAAGAAAAGACAAAGCUUAUAAACCAGGUGUUGGAGCUUCAGCACACUCUAGAAGGUGAGACAGCUGGAUGUUUGCAGACGGACAGACGAAAGCAGCAGUAAAUAAUGUUAGUUAUUGCACUUCCUUAAAUCAUUGUUGUUGCCAGACCUGUCGUCGCGUGUGGAUGCGGUGAAGGAGGAGAACCUGAAGUUGAAGUCUGAGAACCAGGUUCUGGGUCAGUACAUUGAGAACCUUAUGUCUGCCUCCAGCGUGUUCCAGACCACUGACACCAAGAGCAAACGAAAAUAA